AUGGGGGAAGAGCCGCUGCCCAAUGGAGGUGGAAAUAUCCUCGUCACCCGCGGCUGGGGCGCCGACAAGCCAGGCAUUUGCCAGGCUUUCCUGAAGAAAGUGGAGGAGCACAACAGUGAGGUGUUGGAUAUGGCGCAAUUUCUUCUGGGUGGUGGCUUGCUGUUUACCUUCGUGCUCAAGGUAGAUGAGGAAAAGUCCUUUGCCCUCAUGAAAUCCUUGCGCGCUUGUGCCAAAGACGUGGGCCUUGAGCUGGACUUCUAUUUCCCCAACGCCGCGGAGGUGCCAGAGGCUGAAGGUGGGAACGAGGCCGUCAUCGCGCUGGUCUCAUCCCAGGCCAUUACCCCGGCGCUGAUGAUGGACGUGGACAAGGUCCUCUGGGGCCAUGGCUGUGUAGUGCUAGAGAUUGAGCACCGAAGCGACAACAUGAAGGAGCACAACGGGGAGUACAACAAGGUGCAGAUCAGGAUCCGUUGCCCCGUGGGACUGAGGCUGGCGUGCUUGGUGAUGGGCCCCGCCACCUGUGACGUGGAGGGCUUGCAGAAGGUCUGCUGGGCUCAUGGUGCAGAGGUCACUGCUCGAUGGUGGGAUGCCAUGAACAGGCCCAAUGGCAAGUCCUUAGUGGUUUUCGGCCUGUCGCAAGUGCUGUGCUGCGAGGACGUCAUGGAUCUGGUCGUGAAAGAAGCCGGGCUGCCGGCGGCAAGUCCCACGGCCAAUGGCGCCAGUGGCGCCAACGGUGCCAGUCCGGAGGUCAGUGCUGAAGAUAAACUGGCCAUGCUGAAAGGCAAGAGCACCUCCCUGCUGCGGAAGGUGAUCCAAAACUUGCCCUUCACUCCUGGGGCCAAGGUGGUCUGUGCCGCCAUGAAGCGUUUGGGCUGCCGCCUCGCCAUUCUGACCAACUCAGGUAUGCGGGAGAUCGCGGAACAUGUGAAAAGCACACUGGGCUUUGACUACGUGAUCUGCCGCGACGUGGAAGUAGAAGACGGAUGCUUCACUGGGAGGUAUCUGGGGGAGCUGGCCGAAGUGAAGUUCCGCAAGAUCGACCUGCUGAAGCUGAUGGCGGAGCGGGAAGGUGUGGCCUGCAGAAAUGUGAUCACCGUGGGUGAACCUCUGAAGGGGCUGAAGGCUGCCAAUGCGCGGUUGAUGUUGGAGACCUUUGGGCCCACGGUGUAUUUCAAUGCCAGCAAGCUCUCCGAUUUGACCAUCGUUCUGUACCUCCUGGGCUUCAGCGGCUCCGACGUCCGCGGCCUGCGCAAGCGCCGCUGGUUCGACGGCGACGGGCCCGGUGGCGCGGCGCCGGCCGCGGCGGAGAACUCGGCGCCCAAGGAGAGCAGCAAGCGAUUUAUGGUGCAGGUGAGCGCAAAGAGCCGCAAAGCCGGACAGUUGUCGAGCAUUUUCCAACCUUUGGCGCCUGUAGGGAAAGAUGUGCAGCUGACCACCAUUCGGCAAUGCAGCUUGCAGGAUGGUGGCAUGUGCUUGGGCCUGGACUUUACCGUCCUCAAGGAAAAACCGGAUGUUGUGGUGAAGAAUUUGCUCUAUGCCUGCCAGCAGGAAAAGAUGACCAUCAUGGACAUGAACGACUCAGUCAAAGAUUUCAAUUGGAAGAGUCGCUACGCCAACAGAUAUGUGCUGACAUUGGUACAAAAACCCAACAUCAGCAGCACCUGCCUCUGCGAGGUGCUGGGUGCAAUUGGAUCCAACCGCAUCAACAUCAUCAAAAUUGAAAGACUCAGCGCUCGAGAUAUCGCCUCCUUACAGUUCACCGUGAGUUUGCCUGAUGACCUGACUUCCGACGAUUUCGCCAGCAAGAUGGUGGAGGUGUCAAAGCGGCAAGGCGCGGACAUCGCGAUCCAACGCGACGACUUGGAACGAUGGAUGCGGCGUUUAGUGGUCUUUGAUAUGGAUAGCACCUUGAUCCAGCAGGAGGUCAUCGAUGAGUUGGCCAAGCUGGCAGGCGUCGAGGCGAAGGUGAAGGAGAUCACCGAGGCGGCCAUGCGUGGCGAAUUGGACUUCUUUGGUUCCCUGAAGUCGCGCGUGGCGCUGCUGAAAGGGCACAACGCCGAGGAACUGUUUGCCAAAGUCAAGGCCAAUUUGAUCUUCACCCCUGGCGCAAAGAGGCUGUGUACCUGCUUGAAGCGUCUCGGUUUCAAGACUGCUGUGAUCUCUGGUGGCUUUCUCCCGGUGGCCCGGGAGGUCCAAAGAGAAUUGGACUUGGACUAUGCCUUCGCAAACACCUUAGAGGUGGAUGAAACCACAGGUCUACUGACAGGACAGACGUCUGGACCUGUCGUAACACCUCAGCGCAAGCGGCAGCUGCUGGCAACCAUCGCCAAUGUGGAAGGUUGCGAAAUUCAGCAGACCAUUGCGGUGGGUGAUGGUGCCAAUGAUAUUCCGAUGCUCCACGCGGCAGGCCUGGGCAUUGCCUUUUGCGCCAAACCGAAGGUUCAAGAGGUGUCAAGAUAUCGCAUCAAUCAGAUGGACCUCAGUACUGUGCUGUUUCUCAUCGGAAUUUCCGUUCCUCGGCUUCGGUGCCAUCGGACCAGGCUAAGUGCUAACUAG
Messenger RNA from Cladocopium goreaui, 2556 nucleotides. NCBI's taxonomy places the organism in Eukaryota, Dinophyceae, Suessiales, Symbiodiniaceae. The record is from the annotation of a GenBank genome assembly.